AAUUAAUCAAUUUAAAAAUGAGUUCCUCGGAGAUGGAGGAAGGAACCAGAGCAGUUGGAGGACGUUUACUGGGAAACUGGGUGGAAGAGAGGGCGACUACUUCACUAGACAACACUGGACCACCAACUGACAUCCAUAAAAAUGGACACAAGGGCAUCAUCACAGUGGACUUCUCCUCUAAAUUUAAUGGUGAUAGUACACUGAAAUCUGCCUUCACCAGCCCUAAAAGCACACGGGUACGAAAGAAAGGAUUACGAACAGAGCUACUACAGAAGCAACUCAUCAAAAGCAUAAGCGAGCAGGUGCUUGCAGAGCUCAUACUGCAGCCUCCAGCCCCUGAACUGCAAUCCGUAUCCAGUAGUGUUCACACAGCACAGGGCUUCCAGAGUGUCCGACCAACACCAUCCACGGGUCGUGACUACAGAACCGAUGAGGCCAUUACAUUUUGGAGGGAAAACUUUGACAAGAUUCAGGGCGUGACAGCAGUGAGAAACAGAGAUGCUCCUUUUAAGAAGAACGCCAGUUUCAGCACUCCGAUCAGUGAGCGCUUGGACCCCAAUCCUGAGGACUGUAUUGAUAUAGAAGAAGCCUAAUUACAAAACAAAAUGAGAAAGUAAACAGUUGUUUUAUAAGCUCACUCUAUUCUCAAUUGUUUGUCCCAGAAUAUAAAUAUGUAAAAUAAAAAUCUUUGAACAUUAUGUACAACAGGCCAUAGUUCUCGCAGAAGUCAAACCGCCUAAGAACAUCCUGUUCUUUCUGAUGGUUUCCAGUUAUCCCUAAUACUUUUCCAACAUCACUUAUCAUCUGGCAAAUAAACUCAAUAAGCUCCUUCCCUUUCGUCGAAUCUUUUAACUGAAACUUUGCAGGCUGUUCUCGAACAGUGACAACAUUUAUUUAGGUUUGUAGCUAGACACAAAGCAUCUGCCUUCCCACCCUACACAGGAACCCGCGUUAUAUUGAUGACACACCAAGUGUUUGCGCCGGCUUCCUUUUGAAUGCAGCGGCUUA
This is a messenger RNA of Tachysurus vachellii, 1008 nucleotides long. RefSeq names its product sperm associated antigen 8 (gene spag8). NCBI's taxonomy places the organism in Eukaryota, Metazoa, Chordata, Actinopteri, Siluriformes, Bagridae. Bases 18 to 593 code for a protein of 191 amino acids. The transcript is spliced from 6 exons. Gene Ontology annotation, molecular function: microtubule binding. Gene Ontology annotation, biological process: positive regulation of transcription by RNA polymerase II. Gene Ontology annotation, cellular component: nucleus; cytoplasm. The record is from RefSeq and is a predicted model, not a curated record.